CGUGUCAACUGUUUACCAUCUACUAACAGACACAGCGGACGGAGACACAUGCAGUGGUCAAAACCAUGGAGCCACUUCUUCUCCUUGCCAUCUGCUUUGUGGUCGCAAUGGCAGUGGUGAUUUCUUUGGUGAAAAGCAGAUCUAAUAGAACUCCAUCAAAUGUGACUUCAGUCCAAGUACCUGGACUUCAUCCAGCUAAAGGGAAUGGCGAUCAGGGCAAUUUGGUGGACGUUGCCACUGCGGGCAGUUUGCACCAGUUUCUGAUGGUGUUACACAAACAAUAUGGACCAAUCGCUGGAUUCUGGUGGGGCAAGCAGCACGUCGUCAGUGUAGCAUCACCCACCAUCUUCAAGAAUCUGGUCCAAGUCUUUGGCAGACCACCGGAGCUGUUUAAGUUGUUUGAACCACUGAUCACGGCAGACAGUAUCCAGUUCGCUAACUACGAAGAGGGGAGAAGACGACGUCGUGUCUACGAUAAGGCAUUCAGUCACGCAGCCAUUAGCCAGUAUUACAGCUCAUUCCAGAAGGUGGCUGAGGAGGUAUCCUUGAAGUGGGAUGCGUCCAGUAACACUGAUGACCAAAUUCCACUUCAGAAGCACAUGAUAGACCUGGCAAUCAAAGCCAUUGCCCUGACGGCUUUUGGAGAAUGCUUUAAAGACAGUGAAAACAUUAACCGUCUACAGAAUAGCUAUGACCUGGUUUGGGAGGUGAUGGAGGUGUCUCUUACAGUGGGUUUCCCUGAGCCAGGAACUGACAGGUACAAAAGGUUUCAGACAGGGAAAUCUACAAUAUACAGAAUUGUUGAGGAGGUAAUUCAGCAUAAGCAGUUGGAGAGGGCAAGGGAUGACAAGGUUCUGUUCAUAGACUACCUCAUGUCCCUGGACUCGCCCAUCAACCUGGAUCGUGUCUUUGCCGACGGCCUCAGCUAUAUGAUUGGUGGGUUCCACACCACAGGAAACAUGCUGACUUGGGCUCUGUACUUCCUGGCCUGUGACCAAGAUGCUCAGGAAAAGCUGGCCACAGAAAUACAGACUGUGCUGGGUGGAGAUAAUGUUAACCCUACAAACAUCAACAAUCUGACAUACCUUCGCCAAGUUCAAGAGGAGACACUGAGGUGCUCAGUUCUGGCUCCCUGGGCUGCUAAGUUCCUUGAUGAUGACGUGGAGCUGGGGGGAUACCUCAUACAGAAAAGGACCCCAAUAAUAACUGCCCUGGGAGUCAUGUUACAAGAUGAGAAGUACUGGCCAGACCCUACAAGAUUUGAUCCGGAGAGAUUCAGCGCAGAAAACAUGAAGAAGCGGCAAGGUCAUGUGUUUUCUCCGUUUGGUCUGGCGGGGAAGAGGAUUUGCCCCGGUUACAGAUUUGCUUACGUGGAGACUGCCGUUGUCCUGGCAACGCUAGUUGGGAGGUUCCGCUUCAAGCUGGUUGAAGAUCAGGACAUAAAGCCUGUCUUUGGACUUGUGACUCAUGUCAGUGAGGAGGUGUGGAUUAAAGUUGCUAAGCGAUGAGGUGGCAAUGAUUGACAGCUGAACUUGAUACAGGUAUAUAUCCAUGUAUCUGACUUGAAAAAAGUACUAUAUAUUCUGUUUAAAAGAUAAAUGAAACAAUAAAAAUGGUGAUGGUAAAUGUUGAGUGUGUGAACUAAUAAUAAAGAAAAGAAAAAGUUUACUUAUUUACGGGGAAUAUUAAUUAGAAUGCUUGUUGAUACAUAUUUUCUGUCAGAAUUAUUUUUAUAAGUGAUGCAAAUCAGGCGACUAUCACAGGUCUACAAUUAUAUACAUGUAUACACUGCUGAAACCUGUCUCCACAAUCUGAUUUCUUGUAUUGGUUUAUCGAAUUCUAACUAGAAGAACAUUAUUUUAUACAAGCAUAAAGCAAAAUUAUGUUUCACGAACCCUUUAAGUCAUAAGUUUGUCCUGUUGGGUAACCAGCUGAAAACAGAGCAAACUGUGUUUUAAAAGCUGGAUUCACAGGCCAUGAUUUGUUCAUAUUUACAAAUCAUAAUAGUUUUCUUCUGGUUUUAAUUUGACAAUUCAGCCAAUACAGCAAGUCAGACAGCUUAACUGUUUUAUACAUGUUGCUUAAAAGUGUAAAUAUAAUAAAGUAAUCAAGUAUUUUCUUAGAGGUUUGGGGAAAGGCCGUGAUUUACAGACUAUUUUCUAAAUGUUAAUAUUUGUCCACUUUGUAUUAACAUGUUUUUGAAUCAUAAUUGUCAACUUCAAAUCGUCCAUUCAUUUAACACAGGGCCUUCAUGCACACUGACAUGAACUUUGUGCAAGAUAUAGCAGCUGUCGCAAAUAUGCCUUGGUUUCUGUUUCCACGUCCUCGUAAAUGUUCAAUCAUUAUAAGUUGAUUUAUAAUUACUAAGCAGGUCAGACAAAAAUUUCUCUGGCCGCUUAGGUUUGUUUCUACCCUUAACCUUUCAGGUUAGGUUAUUUGCAAUCUUUUCUUUCAAAGUCAAAUCACUUAUGUACAUGUGCGCAGUCUAUGCAGGUGAAAAACAAACGCAAAUGAGUUAAUGUCUUGAACAGCUGAGUUUCAUUCUUGGUAAAGUCAAUUUUUAUGAAAAACAAGUUUACGAUAAAUAAAAACUAAUUAAAUUCUGUUUGUGAAAUAAUGUUUUGAAAAACUGUGUACAUUCUUACACAGAAAGUUCUGUUUCCAUAAAAUGGUGAUAUAUUUUCUGCUUUUACACAUUUUAUGAAGUGCUAAUUCCUUACAUGAAAUGAUUUAUGAAACUGUCAGUUUGUAACAAAUAGUGCUUCCUUUUUUUUAAACACCACAGAAAAAUGCCUUAUUUUGAGCCAAUAUAAUUGAGAAUAGUUUCAGAGGAUAAUUCGUGACAUAAAAUAAAAUUUUGUCAAACUGUGUCAGUUUGUAACAUUUUGUGCCAUAAUAAACAUUAUGAUAAUAUAAUUAUAAUAUACAUUAUACCUGAUGACAGAUUGUGCCAAUUCCGUUCAUGUUUGGCAGUUUCUGACGACAUCAUCGUAGUUAUUUUUGUACCACAGAAAAAUGCUGUAUUUAUGUUACUUUACAGUCCAAAAAAUGAUUUCACACAAAAAUGAAAAAUUUCGUUCCAGUAUAGAUUUGAUCAAGUGCUAAUUCCACAUGUGAAACCAUAUUUUGUGAAACUGUGUGAGUUCGUAAAAAAUGGGGCUACUUUUUUUUUGUACCAGAUAAAUGUUUAUGUUUACCUCACUUAUUUUCGAGUGCUAAUUAUAAUUCCCGACAAUAUUACCGAUCAUUACACUUUUUAUUAAGUAUAUACGUGGAUGUACUUAAAAGUAGGGCAGAUGGUUUUUAAGUAGAAAAUAAUAUUACGUGAACCUGUGGUCAUGUGGAUGUAUACUCCAGAAUAUAGAUGUGUUAUGUGUAACAGCGAAGUUUUAACAUAUGCAAUUAAUAAAAUGUUAGUAUACAAAGCUUGCAGUUUAUUAACCAAGAUGUUGUGAAGCUCUCAACAAAGCUACACGAACUUCUGACAACGUAAGAGUCCCUAGAGUGCAUGUACAUGUGAUGUGCCUCCUUGUUGCAGGACAGAUUUCCACCGCUCUUGUACCUAAUGCUGCUUCACUGAGACGACUUACCAAACACAAGUAAGCCACCCGCCCAAGCCAUUAUACUCAUACUGGUCAACCAGUCGUUGCAAUUUCCUGUCUUAAGGUCUUAGGUGUGACCCUACCCAGGAUUGACCCUGGAUCUACCGCCCCCAAAGCGAAUGCUCUACCAUCAGGGCCGGUCUUCAGAAAUAGAGCGAAUCUUCUGAUGCUGUUGAAGAAGAAUAAUGCAAAAUAAUGAACAUAUAUUUGAAGUACUGUACUGAUUGCUCAAACAUAAAACACAUGUAUGUGUAGUUUCUCACGCGACUCAGGACGGUUUUGCUACAACAGCUUGGCAUAUCAGAAAUACAUACAUUACAUGAUA
Messenger RNA from Liolophura sinensis, 3927 nucleotides. Its product is annotated as cytochrome P450 20A1-like. The transcript is spliced from 11 exons. Bases 66 to 1508 code for a protein of 480 amino acids. Gene Ontology annotation, cellular component: membrane. The record is from RefSeq and is a predicted model, not a curated record. Gene Ontology annotation, molecular function: heme binding; monooxygenase activity; iron ion binding. NCBI's taxonomy places the organism in Eukaryota, Metazoa, Mollusca, Polyplacophora, Chitonida, Chitonidae.